This is a messenger RNA of Anguilla rostrata (American eel), 1439 nucleotides long. RefSeq names its product ADP-ribosyl cyclase/cyclic ADP-ribose hydrolase 1-like. The coding region runs from base 252 to 1112 and encodes 286 amino acids. Gene Ontology annotation, biological process: positive regulation of B cell proliferation. The record is from RefSeq and is a predicted model, not a curated record. NCBI's taxonomy places the organism in Eukaryota, Metazoa, Chordata, Actinopteri, Anguilliformes, Anguillidae. Gene Ontology annotation, cellular component: plasma membrane. The transcript is spliced from 8 exons. Gene Ontology annotation, molecular function: NAD+ nucleosidase activity; phosphorus-oxygen lyase activity.
CAUACGCGGGAGAAGAAGCAGAAGAGCCGGCGUUCUGGCGUCUCGCGACCUUUCCCCGUCAGGGCAGCGUGAGUCUGUCGCUAUUAAUCGCUCCACACGCGACACCCGAGCUCCAGAGGGCCUGACCCAGCCCACUUCGAUGUGCCGACGCAUGCGAGCGCCUAUGAAACCAGCCGCUCGCAGAACGCACAAAGUCAUAACACCAGCUGCGCCCGCGAGCACAUUUCGCAUCGCGGAAUCGGGGUUCGGAAAUGGAUUACGAAGCGUCCGCCACUCAGAGGAGGAAGUGCAGAAGAGCGGUUCUUCUGGGAGUCUGCGUCCUGCUCUUACUGACGGCCGUGGGCGCGUGCCUGGGCGCCGCUUUCGGUCACAGGAGUAGCGGUCCUUCGAACGGGAACUUUAGAACGAUAUUGAUCUCUAAAUGCAAAACUUAUCUGGGUGAGAAGGGCGAGCACUCAAGUGAGAAUACGUGUGAGGAGAUGUGGGAUGCGUUCUCAGGCGCCUACGUAGGAAAGGACCCCUGCGACGUUCCCAUGGAGGCAUACGACCCUCUCAUCCACGCUGUCAGUGAAAAAGCUGCCUGUAACCGGAUGUUGUUCUGGAGCAAAACGAAAGACAUCGUGCAUCAGCUCACAGAGGCCAAGCAUUGUCUGCUGACCCUGGAGGACACGCUGCUGGGCUUCGUCAUGGACGGCCUGACCUGGUGCGGCAAGAACGGCAGCAAAGAAACCUUCACCACCGGCUGCCCAGGGUGGAUGGAGUGUGAGAGGAAUCCGGUCCGGUCCUUCUGGAACCGAGCCUCAGCAGCGUUUGCCGAGUCUGCUUGUGGCGAAGUCACCGCGAUGCUAAAUGGAUCAAUAAACACACCUUUUAAUACCAACAGCAUAUUUGGCAGCAUUGAAGUCAAGAAGUUUAGUUCCCCCAAAAUGAGGGCCUUGAAUGUCAUCCUGGUGACCAGAGGAAAUGACACGACAAACUGUGAAAAUGACUCUCUACAAAGUCUGCAAGGUACCCUGGACCCAAACCUCAAGUACACCUGCAAAGAGGUUCAAAGGUCGAAAAUAUUGGAUUGCAUCUCCGACCCCGACAAGCCCUGCGGUGACUGCUGGUGACCUAGCCCAAUGAGGAGUGUGAGGGGGCGGGGCCUCGCAGUAGCUUGUCCAAUCAGAAUGUCUAAUUGAGGAAAGUAGCUGUGGGCUGCUGGUGGGGGAGUGUAACGUGGCUAUGGGUCAGCUUGUGCUUGCUGACUGGUGGGGUCCUCUGUACACACAGCCACUAACAGAGUAGUAUAACAUUUACUAGAAAUAAUUCCAAGAGAUCCAAUGAAAGAAAUGUAACCACAAGGUCAAAGGUCACUGAUGCUGUAGCAGGAGGUUUAGAUCCUGUAUGUUCUAAGAAGUUUGUCUUUUUUUAAAAUAAACUAUGGAACUAAGUUUUUA